Odontomachus brunneus is the source of this 2024-nucleotide messenger RNA. RefSeq lists its product as uncharacterized. The record is from RefSeq and is a predicted model, not a curated record. Gene Ontology annotation, cellular component: extrinsic component of mitochondrial inner membrane. The coding region runs from base 147 to 1460 and encodes 437 amino acids. NCBI's taxonomy places the organism in Eukaryota, Metazoa, Arthropoda, Insecta, Hymenoptera, Formicidae. The transcript is spliced from 3 exons.
CAGUAGUCUGCUAUAGAUCUGAAAUGUGAACAGCUCAGUUAUAAAUCUGCUGUGGACAGACAACUACAUUAUUUCUAUUACAAGAAGCUACACGUAGUACACUUCAUUUUUAAAUAGAUAUCAUACGCCAAACAAAAUAUUCCAACAUGAGUUAUAUUUCUAAAAUAAUUGAUGUGACCGAAUUAGGUUUACCUGUUAUUAAUUAUAAUAGCUUCUUUCACGAAAACAUUUGCCACGUCUGCAAGAAACUAAACAAUGGAUAUUUUAUAUCAUGUAAUGAGUGCGAUAUGAUCUCUUAUUGCACUCGUGAACACAGAUUAUUGCAUCGUCCACAACAUAUGCAGAUUUGUGAAUAUAUAAACCGAUUUUUACGAGAGAAUGAAAUACGUCGAGACUGUGCUUUAAGUUUAACUAAUUGGAUCACGUUAAGACAACAAUUUCUAAGCUCAAUUAAAAAAUGGAUUCCACGUAAGCUAAAGCCGUAUGAAGAACAGAUGAUUCUUUUUGCAAAAUCAUGCUCUAUUUGUCAUAGACAGAUUAAUUUGUUACACUGUACAACGUGUUAUUCGGAAUAUUAUUGUAUUGACCAUGUACAGAUAUUUCAAGGUUUGCAUGAGCAAAAAUGCCAACAGUUUGUUUUAUAUAUCAACACUAAUAUCGUGACUAGUGUACACAAAUUCACUGACAUAAAAUUCACUAAACUUAUAAAAAUACCUUUUAGUCAAAGAAUAUCUUUUAAUGACAUGAAUACAUUUAUUAGAUUAUAUGGGCGUCCUACCGGAAGAUACAACAGUAUAGCUGCAAUAUAUUAUAAAUAUUUCUACUGUGAUUAUGUAUCAGGACCGCUAACAUUAUAUUAUGGAAUGAAGAAUGCUGGUUUGCUAGAACCAGUUAUUUCAACCGCACGUUUAACACUUGAUUUUAAAUACGUUAUUCACGUGGUAGCACUAAAUUCUUUAGAAAAGGAAUAUAUAAAUGCUUGGGAAAUAUUUAUACAUCUCACGCGUUACAUAAAGGAUCUAACAAUUAUACUAGUAGGACCAAAUUUUGAGCAGGAACAUUAUGACAAAGAACUUUGUUCUUUCUGCAAGCACAGAUGUACAAUGCUUCAUAUUGAAAUUUAUAGUACAUUUUACCAUAUGUAUGUGGCCGGUCCGUCUUUUAAAAAACCAAAUAUAAUUGUAGAAUUUCAAGCAGAUUUUAGUAAUGAGUGGACAUGUUCGCGGAGCAUAUUUUUAUCACGGAUUAGACACUGUCCGUUAAUUUUAACUACCACAUCGGAAGAAAAAGCACAACAGAACGUGUCUAUUUUAAAACAAAUUUUAGGUUCGCAUAUACAUCCUCUCUAUAAUACUCCAAAUCCUUUUAGAUCUUGGAGGCCAUGGCGAGAUUUGGAGACUGAUUCUGUAUAUUUUCGUAAUGAUUAUGUAACUUUCUAUUGUAACACAAGUAUUUUAUGAAGAACAUACUGAAUGGUUUAGAGCAUUUGAAUAAGAUUUUAGCAUAUAUAAUAUAAAAUAUGUGUUGUUUGUACAAUCGAAUUAUGAAUAUUUUAAUAAAAGGCACUUUUCAUUGUACUUGCGAUGUUUCUAUUUAAUAGUCAUUCAUAAUAAUAAACGAAUAUAUUAGAUACAUAGAAACUUCUUAAAAUAGAACGUUUAAUUUGAGUAGGAAAGUAACAGCUUGAAAAAUUGAUUUUAAAAAUAGGAUGCAAAUAUUACAGUAUAAAAUUCAUAUUUGGAUUAUUAAAAAUUGUUUUAUAACGUGUUUAAAUCUAGUGUAUAUUCUUGCACAUUCUAUUUGCGUAAUAAAUACGGAAAGUUAAAAUUUAUGAGCGUUGCAACACGAUUACACAAUGUUUUAACAGUACAUGUUAUCUUUAAUUAAGAAUCAAUAUUCUGAUGUGGAAAUACGGAGCAAAAAUGCUGUAUGAAUUGUAAAAAAAAAAUUUUUGGCUUACCAUAAAUUAAAUUUAAAAAGCCUAAUAAAUUUUAUAUUCACCAUUAGUAUUCGAUUCACCAUAA